ACCAGUGAAUGCUAGUAUUGCAGAUCCAUAUCCAACAAUUUUUGAAGAGACGUAUGAUGGAAUUAAUAAAUUAGAUUUCUUAAUAUUUGGUGAUUGGGGAUAUCAAGGAUCUGACUCUAGGCAAUCAGUUGUUGCAUCAGCUAUGAAAACCUGGGCAGAUAAUAAUAAUACUACGUUCAUUCUUUCUCUUGGUGAUAACUUUUAUACAAGUAAUUCGACAGACCACGAAGGAGUUGAUUCAAUUUAUGAUCCUAAAUGGAAAACUAGUUGGCUUGAUGUUUAUGGUGGUAAAUUAAAAGAAGUUGUUUGGUAUACAGUUGCGGGAAAUCAUGAUUGGUAUACAAACGUAACAGCAGAAGUUGACUACUUUUGGGAUGUAGACCAAAGAUUUUUCCUUCCAUCACUUUAUUACGUACGUACUUUAACGUUCGGAUCUAAAAAAAUUAAAGUAUCCUUCAUUCACAUCGACACCGAUCCUCUAUAUUACCCUUAUGAUAACCUAACGAAUAUUGAUAACUUAAAAGCGACUUUGUUAGAGUUAGGUUUAAACACACCUGAAGCAAUUGAAUUAAAGAUAAACUGGAUUGAACAACAACUUAUAAAAGUUCAAGACUCUAAAUGGAUUUUUGUUGUAGGUCAUCAUCCUUUAAUAUUAGGAAAUUGUUCAUCAAUUUAUUAUAUGUAUAGAUUACCCCUACUUUUCGAAAAAUAUAACGUGUCAGCAUAUUUUGCGGGUCACGUUCAUAAACUUGAAUAUCUAAAAAUUAAUUCGACUUCACAUGUUGCAUAUUUUACUACCGGUGCGGGUAGUAAAACGCAAUUCGAGGGUUGUGAUGGUCCUAGUUGGUUCAUGCCAGGUGGCGGUGAUGAAGGGACCAGGGGAUUUUUACAUGUUUGGAUUCAAGAAGAUGGAGAGAAGAUGGGGUUUGAGUUUAUUAAUUCUACUACUGCUGAUAAACAGCCUGUUUCUGUUUAUCAAGGGUCUCUUAACACUCGUAAAAUAGUAGGCGAUUCUAACAAUUCUAUCACAAAUACUCCAUCUGGAACUCUUUUGAUUAUUGCAGCUGUUCUAAUAUUUUGUAAUAUUUUUAACAUCAUGCUUUAA
Messenger RNA from Dentiscutata erythropus, 1105 nucleotides. The record is from the annotation of a GenBank genome assembly. NCBI's taxonomy places the organism in Eukaryota, Fungi, Glomeromycota, Glomeromycetes, Diversisporales, Gigasporaceae.